Molecule: messenger RNA, 1094 nt
Organism: Aureobasidium subglaciale EXF-2481
Lineage: Eukaryota; Fungi; Ascomycota; Dothideomycetes; Dothideales; Saccotheciaceae
Exons: 2
Coding region: 13-1053 (346 amino acids)
Biological process (GO): translation
Cellular component (GO): cytosolic large ribosomal subunit; ribosome
Molecular function (GO): structural constituent of ribosome; RNA binding
Source: RefSeq, a predicted model, not a curated record
CCACACCACGACAUGUCGCUGUCACACACGCUAGAGCGCCUCUGUAGGCCGAUAGCCACACGUGCAACGCCCCUCACACAACAAUGUCGUCGCUACGCCUCCACAGACAUUGGCGACACAAUCACAGAACUCGAAGGCGGAUCCUCACUGCGGAAAUCAAAGGCCGACCUUGAAGGCUACGCCAACGACUUCGACCCCGUCGGCCGCGCCAGCAAGAGAAACCGCCAAUUACCCUCUUCACGCUACAAGUUCCGCCCACCCAAGUACUACCGCGGUCCUCUGCACCCUCACCAACCGCCUCCCAACUCGGACCCUGCAUCUCGUCUCUUCGAGCCUGGACCGUUCUCUGCUCCUCGUCUUGAGCAAACCUAUCAAUCUACCCUAGAGCCCGAUCUCAUGACAUUGGCAUACACGCAUUUCCCACCGGGCUACCGCGCACCACCAAAGGCACCCCGUCUGCGUUCCUGGGAAGGCGCAUCCCCAUACUACAAAAACCGUCCUCUACGCGGACCCAGAGGUUCAGAUGUCCUUCGUCUGUUGCGCAAACCCAUAACCUUCCGCAACGUCCCCGCGCUCGAGAAAAUCACAAUCCACACCAUGGUCAAAGGCGCCCUUGACGAUUCCGCCCACUUGCACGUCGCAGGCAUGAUUAUGCAAGCCAUCAGCAAUGUGCGCGUCACCACCCACAAGACGCGUAAAAACGUUGCAGGCUUUGGACUCCGAGCAGGACAGUAUGUUUCUGUUACUGCCGAGUUGAGGGGAGAGGAUAUGCAUCAUUUCAUGGCAAAGGUUAUUGAUAUCGUCAUGCCCAAGAUCAAGGAGUGGAAGGGUGUCAAGGGAAGUUCGGGAGACUCCAGUGGAAACUUGACGUUUGGAUUUAGUGCAGAGGAGACUGCGCUGUUCCCAGAGGUGGAGGUCAAUUAUGACAUGUAUCCCCCAAAGAUGAUUCCUGGAUUCCACGUCACGGUACAUACUACUGCUACCAACGACAGAGAUGGCAGACUCUUGCUCAGCUCCCUCGGUAUCCCCUUCUACGGCAAGCAGAUCAACUAAGAAUGCAGUAAAGUUCUGCCUUUCCCCCCCCCCCCCCCCCC